AUGGCAAACGCGAGGCAGACGGGGAGGAAGAGCACAGGUGGGAAGGCCCCACGCAAGCAGAUAGCUGUAAAGGCCGCUCGUUCUACGAAACAAGAUGGAGACCGUCGGAACCAUUUCAUGUUCCAGUUGUCAGAACGCACGGACAUCAUAAAAGUUUCCAAAUCAAGCGCCGCCGCCGCCCCUCCUCAUGACUACCAUAUAUAG
This is a messenger RNA of Chondrus crispus (carragheen), 204 nucleotides long. RefSeq lists its product as hypothetical. The record is from RefSeq and is a predicted model, not a curated record. NCBI's taxonomy places the organism in Eukaryota, Rhodophyta, Florideophyceae, Gigartinales, Gigartinaceae. Gene Ontology annotation, cellular component: nucleosome. Gene Ontology annotation, molecular function: DNA binding; structural constituent of chromatin. The transcript has a single exon. Bases 1 to 204 code for a protein of 67 amino acids.